AUGGCUAGCCCUCCGAACGACUUUGAAAUCCAGGUUGCUGCCGAUGAGCAGCAGGAUGACAGCCACUCUGAUAUUGAAAGCGUCACCGCCUCAUCAACGACUAGUCUUCGCGAGUCCGUGGUAGACUACCUCGUGGAGAAUGGACGCACGUACCAUCGUUACAAGGAAGGCAAAUACCACUUGCCUAAUGACGAAAGAGAGAAUGACAGAGAAGACAUGGUUCAUGCGUUGUGGCUUCUGACGCUUGACGACAAGCUUGGUCUCGCGCCACCAUGUGAUAAGGAUGCCAAGGUCGGCCGAGUUCUAGACAUAGGCACAGGCACUGGAAUAUGGGCUAUCAAUUUUGCGGAUGAGCACCCAGAAUCCGAGGUUCUUGGGAAUGACCUCUCUCCGAUUCAGCCAAGCGACGUCCCGCCCAACGUGAGGUUUGAGGUUGAUGAUAUCGAGGAUGAGUGGACAUAUUCGCAACCAUUUGACUACAUCCACAGCCGAGUGAUGACAUCAAGUGUUGCGGACUGGCCUCAAUACUUGAAGAAGUGCUACGACAAUCUCCAGCCCGGCGGCUAUCUCGAGCUUCAGGAGCUCGAUCUCUUCCCUUCAUGUGAUGAUGGAACCCUUACAAAGGACAGUCCAUUGAUGAAGUGGGCGGACCUACUGUACGGCGCUUCGGUCAAAUUUGGCCGCCCUUACUUGGAAAUUUCUACCUUGAGGAAGGCCAUGAUUGAGGCCGGCUUUGAGGACGUUACUAUGAGUACUUAUAAAUGGCCCUCGAACUCCUGGCCAAGAGACGUCCAUUUUAAGGAGCUUGGGAUGUGGCAGAGGGAGAACAUGCUCAGUGGGCUAGAUGGGUUCACUCUAGCCCCUCUGACGCGUGCCCAUAACUGGUCACCUACGGAAGUCAGCGUCUUCCUCAUCGACGUUCGAAAGGUUAUCAACGACAGAAACAUUCACGCCUACUGGCCAAUCUAUUUCAUCGUUGGCCGGAAGCCGUUGAAGGAGGAAAAGUAA
This is a messenger RNA of Colletotrichum aenigma, 1008 nucleotides long. Its product is annotated as Secondary metabolism regulator LAE1. The record is from RefSeq and is a predicted model, not a curated record. Gene Ontology annotation, molecular function: methyltransferase activity. The coding region runs from base 1 to 1008 and encodes 335 amino acids. The transcript is spliced from 9 exons. Lineage: Eukaryota; Fungi; Ascomycota; Sordariomycetes; Glomerellales; Glomerellaceae.